CACCAACGAACAGACCAACACCGUGACCGUGAGAGCGCUCCCUCUCGCGCUCCCUCCCUGUGCGGGCGGCCGAAUGCCACGAGCUGGGCGGAGCUGACCUCGCCGCCGGCGACUCCGCUCGACCGCCGCCGCCUCCGCCGCCGCCGGAGCCACUGAUUCAGUUGCGGAGGGAAGAAUGCCCACGGAGGGAGGGCACUGAGGCUGCGAGAUUCGGGAGCACGGGGGCCUCGCUUGGCGCGCGGAUAUUCGCCGGGGAGGCGGAGAUUUGGCGGAGGUUUCUUCGGAUUCCAGCGUGUGGGACCUUACGGCGAUGGCUGCCGCAGCUUGGGGCGGCGGCAGUGGAGGAGGAGAGCGCGCCGACGCCAAGUACAAAUCGCACAAGGCGCCGGGCUUGCGCGGCGCCAUUCUGGAGGCGGCGCACGUCUCGUGCCUCGAGGACCGCUACGCGCUGGGGCUGCAGCUCGGGUGGGGCCAGUUCGGCGUCAUCCGGUCGUGCUCCGACAUGGUCACCGGCGAGGCGCUCGCCUGCAAGUCCAUCGCCAAGGACCGCCUCGUGUCCCCCGACGACGUGAGGGGCGUCAAGCUCGAGAUCGAGGUCAUGGCGCGCCUCUCGGGCCAUCCGAACGUCGUCGACCUCAAGGCGGUGUACGAGGACGAGGAGUCCGUGCACCUCGUCAUGGAGCUCUGCGCCGGCGGGGAGCUCUUCCACCGCCUCGAGGAGCGCGGCUGCUUCUCGGAGCAUGAGGCCGCAAUGCUAUUCCGGUAUCUCAUGGAGGUCGUGGCCCACUGCCAUUGCAAAGGCAUCGUGCACCGGGACCUGAAGCCGGAGAACAUCCUCCUGGUCAGCAAGUCGCCGUCAUCGCCAAUCAAACUCGCAGACUUUGGCCUCGCCACCUACAUCCAGCCUGGUCGAAGCUUGAGUGGCAUGGUAGGAAGCCCGUUUUACAUUGCGCCGGAGGUGCUUUCCGGUGGAUACAAUGAGGCUGCCGAUGUAUGGAGCGCCGGGGUUAUACUUUACAUCCUCCUGAGCGGCAUCCCGCCGUUUUGGGGGAAAACCAAGUCCAAGAUUUUCGAGUGUAUCAGAUCGACAGAGCUGUGGUUUCCUUCUGAUCCCUGGGAUAGGGUUUCUGAUUCAGCGAAGGAGCUGGUCACCGGGAUGCUACGGCGGGAUCCUAGACAACGACUCACGGCGAAGCAGGUUUUAGAGCAUUCGUGGAUGCAACAACACGCGGACCAACCACAAGAUUCCUGCAGCCAUUGCCACGAGAUGGGCCUCAGGAUGGAGGACCCUAGCUCGUGCUCGUUCUCCACGCCACUGGCAUCGCGGAGCCGCGAUGUGAGCUUCAACACCGGUGGCCCGAUCUCCUGUCAAGGCCUGUCGGACGAGGACGUGUGCUCGCCCACAUUCGCCUGCAGAUCAUCCUUCUCGGCGUUCGUUGCCGACGGCGCCCCGUCCUGCUCGACCUCCUGGUUUUCGUUCGACGGCGCCUGCGAGCCCAGCGGCGUCAUGUCAAUGCCGAGCUUCUCGUUUUUCUGUGCACAAGAACCCGGGGAGCCUGAGCCGUCGGCGUCGGGUGACGCCUCGGGCGAGAAGGCUCCCCGCGACGCGACGGUGGCUGCUGCUACUCCUUCCACGUCUCCGAGGAUGUCGGAGGUCGUGAGGACGGCGAGGUCCGCGAACCCAUCACGGGCCGUCGGCAUCAACAGCAGGAGGAACCACACGAUCGGGGCCGGCGACCGCGAGCACCUGGACGUGGCGGUCGCCGAGUCCGUCAUACGCUGGGCGUCGUGCACGAACUUCUCCACGGCGCACUCCCUCCGGGCCUCGCUCGUGUGCUAGCAUUUGUUCGAACGGUCGUCUUUGCCUGUAAUGCGAUGCAUGCUUAGUUGAGGUGAGUGUCAGUCAUAGGUAGAGUGUGUAACUUGGACCUGAUAUAUAAUGUUGUUAUAGCAGUAGAUUUACGAGUGAUGAUGUGCUUGAAUGCUGAAUGAGAUAGAUAUGUUUGCCCUUGGCCCCCCUUGUCGGUGUCAUCGGAAGACGCUCGCAUUUUCGUGUCCGGAGAAGUGAUCACUAUUCACUUUUUUGUUUGGGAGACCAGGGAGCUUUGUAUUAUAUUGAAGCAGGAUUACAGCAAUGGGUUUGCAAGAA
Molecule: messenger RNA, 2149 nt
Organism: Phragmites australis (common reed)
Lineage: Eukaryota; Viridiplantae; Streptophyta; Magnoliopsida; Poales; Poaceae
Product: calcium-dependent protein kinase 26-like
Exons: 4
Coding region: 311-1840 (509 amino acids)
Biological process (GO): protein autophosphorylation; intracellular signal transduction; peptidyl-serine phosphorylation
Cellular component (GO): cytoplasm; nucleus
Molecular function (GO): ATP binding; calcium/calmodulin-dependent protein kinase activity; calcium-dependent protein serine/threonine kinase activity
Source: RefSeq, a predicted model, not a curated record